Ostertagia ostertagi is the source of this 381-nucleotide messenger RNA. Lineage: Eukaryota; Metazoa; Nematoda; Chromadorea; Rhabditida; Trichostrongylidae. The record is from the annotation of a GenBank genome assembly.
AUGGCGCCGUUCUACGCAAAGACUCUUGCAAUGUAUUCUGAAAACAGAGUGAAGGACGCGCAUACAAUCAUCGAUUUAGCCAUGUACAAUUAUGAAGAGUUGAAAGACUUGGUCAACCACCGGUCGUACAAACUACGAAAAAAGUUGGACCUUUUCUUAAAUUGGCUUUUUCCUAAAACAUGGAUUCCUCGAUAUUCGAUGGUCACGUUCACGAGAAUGCCGUACCAUCAAAUUGUAGAGGACCGCCGAUGGCAAGAUAAGGUAAAUUCUUGUUUUCCUUUACUCGAACAUGGAGGGAUUUUCCAGUUGACGCUAUCAGAGCAUAGCAGCUGCACUGGACUGUCAUUUGUUGUACAAUGCAAGAAGAGAGGAGUACUAUAA